Molecule: messenger RNA, 1536 nt
Organism: Phodopus roborovskii (desert hamster)
Lineage: Eukaryota; Metazoa; Chordata; Mammalia; Rodentia; Cricetidae
Gene: Prdx6
Product: peroxiredoxin 6
Exons: 5
Coding region: 81-755 (224 amino acids)
Biological process (GO): cell redox homeostasis; cellular oxidant detoxification
Cellular component (GO): cytosol; mitochondrion
Molecular function (GO): peroxiredoxin activity
Source: RefSeq, a predicted model, not a curated record
UGAUCUAGGCUUCUUCCCCGGAGCCUGCCGGCUGCUCGCUGCUGCGGCUGCGCCUCCUGGUUCCCCUCACCGCUGCCGCCAUGCCUGGAGGGCUGCUUCUCGGGGAUGAAGCCCCCAACUUUGAGGCCAAUACCACCAUCGGCCGCAUCCGCUUCCACGAUUUCCUGGGAGACUCAUGGGGCAUUCUCUUUUCCCACCCACGGGAUUUCACCCCAGUGUGCACCACAGAGCUUGGCAGAGCCGCAAAGCUGGCGCCAGAGUUUGCCAAGAGGAAUGUUAAGUUGAUUGCUCUCUCCAUAGACAGUGUUGAGGACCAUCUUGCCUGGAGCAAGGACAUCAAUGCUUACAAUGGUGAUGAGCCCACAGAAAAGUUACCGUUUCCCAUCAUUGAUGACAAGAACAGGGACCUUGCCAUCCUCCUGGGCAUGUUGGAUCCAGCAGAGAAGGAUGAAAAGGGCAUGCCUGUGACAGCCCGUGUGGUGUUCGUUUUCGGCCCUGACAAGAAACUAAAGCUGUCUAUCCUCUACCCAGCCACCACUGGCAGGAACUUUGAUGAGAUUCUCAGAGUAAUUAAAUCUCUCCAGCUGACAGCAACAAAACGGGUUGCUACCCCUGUUGAUUGGAAGGAUGGCGAUAGUGUCAUGGUCCUUCCCACCAUCCCUGAAGAGGAAGCCAAACAACUUUUCCCUAAAGGAGUUUUCACCAAAGAUCUCCCAUCUGGCAAAAAGUACCUCCGUUAUACCCCACAGCCUUAAAUCUUUGUAGGAGCUGGGGCUGCAGCUGCUUGGGCACAGUGGACCUGAGGAUGCCAGCUGACGUCAUGUGUCCUUACACAGUUCCAUAGAAACAUCCUAGUAUGGUCACAGCCAAAGUCAUUAGGUCACUAUACCACUGGCUCAUUAAAUGAAAAUGGCAUCAAAACUUUCUUGGGAUUCUUUACUCUGUGCCUUCUUCUACAGCAUUAUGCCCCGGCAUUCAUCUCAGGGUUCUACUCACCGGCUUUCUCUGAAAUACACUCUGUAUUGGAGACUCAGAUCUUGUUAGGUCCCUGCAGGGUUUGUGAUCAGCAAGUUAAGAGUGUUGGGUGGUGGUAGAGGAAGCCCACUUGGCUCCAUGGUAGAAUGGUACUCACAUUUUGUAGCUUUCCUAAUUGAAUUUUCUGUUACCUAUUUUGGAGAAUAGUAAAAUGGGGUGGGGGACUUUCAAUUCUAUACUUUUGGUAGAUAAUAAACUUGGGAACAGCAUGGGGAAAGUUCUAACUAUUUUGCUAUAAGAAAUCUUGUGGUGAGUUUCUAUCAAAUGGAGACGCUUCCUUUGCCCUGUCAAAGAGGGAGGUGCACCCAAGGGUGUGAGCAAGAUGGUGCAUGUCCCUCCUGGUUUUUCCUGUCGAUCUGCUCUGAUGAUACGUGCAUGUGAACACACCAUGUAAAGGCAGGUGGUGACAAUGUUUUAUCACUAAACUGUCCUAGUAGUAAGUUGCCAUUUUCCAAAUUCUGCUUUUUGGGGUUCAACAAAUAAAAUCCUUCGUUGAAACUG